Messenger RNA from Carlito syrichta (Philippine tarsier), 1633 nucleotides. RefSeq names its product vacuolar protein sorting-associated protein 54-like. The transcript has 3 exons. Bases 1 to 342 code for a protein of 113 amino acids. Gene Ontology annotation, molecular function: syntaxin binding. NCBI's taxonomy places the organism in Eukaryota, Metazoa, Chordata, Mammalia, Primates, Tarsiidae. The record is from RefSeq and is a predicted model, not a curated record. Gene Ontology annotation, cellular component: GARP complex. Gene Ontology annotation, biological process: Golgi to vacuole transport; retrograde transport, endosome to Golgi.
AUGAAUAUAAUUCUCAUUAUUUUCCCCUACCAGUAUGAGGUGAAAGCUCCCGUUCCUUCUGCCUGUUUCAGGAAUAUUUGUAAGCAAAUGGCAAAAAUGCACGAAGCUAUAAUUGAUCUCCUUCCAGAAGAACAAACACAGAUGUUAUUUUUAAGAAUUAAUGCAAGUUACAAACUCCACUUGAAAAAGCAAUUAUCUCACUUAAAUGUGAUAAAUGAUGGAGGACCUCAAAAUGGGUUGGUCACAGCAGAUGUAGCUUUUUACACUGGAAAUCUUCAAGCCUUAAAGGGCCUUAAAGAUUUGGACCUAAAUAUGGCCGAGAUCUGGGAACAGAAGAGGUGAUAUCAUACUGGAAAACUGGGGAGCUCAUCUGACCACGGGAUGUGUGUUUAUGAAGAAAUUUUGGAUGCCUAUGAUUUGAGAACUGAACCUGGAACCCAAAGUGAACUGGGGUGGGGGAAGGGGAACAGUAAUGUAUCAGUGUUGGGAAACUGGAUUCAGUGGGAUCUAUGAGGAAUGCCAUUUUUGUGCAUCCUUCAGUGAGGAGUAACUGAUCAGGUGUCUAUAACAUUUUUCAUUCUCUCUGGAAACAGACUCAGGUUUCUUUGGACCAAAUCCAAAAGAACACAUAGCUGUAACACAGCUGUAGCUGACUAGAAUGCUCUGUAUACUUUAUAUUAAAAAAUGCUUUGCAUUUCUUCAGUGCAAUGAAAUUCAUAUGGUGUCCCACCUUAUUUAAUGAUGGUACAAUUUAAAAUAUUGAAAUCUUAAGUCAACCUCUGUAGGAAGUUUUCUCUAUGAAAGUAAAGCGUUGGAAAAAUUAUUUUUUUACAGAUCUUUCUAUAAAAAAAUAAACAUCUUUUGAUUGCUUGGAUUUAGGAAUUCAAUUUUUGUUUAGUGACCAAUGUCAAGUUUAGGUUUUGUGUAUUGUGUAUUUAAUAUUUCUACUACCACCAUAUGUCGACUGGGUAAAGCCUUCCAGGGCUGUCUAUAUAAAUACUUGAAAGGCUGAUUACAAGUAAUAAUUAAAGAAUAAGAUACUGGCAUUUAUUUAUGCAACUAAUUUAAAUACAUUUAAGAAGUGGUAUACAAAAGGCUACAGUUUAAUAUCUGCAUUUUUAUAAAACUACCUACGAAGGGUUUGGGGUGGCAUUUUCCCCCUUUUUAUUUCUAGCAGAGGUGAGACUACGCAUUCAUAUAAUCUGCCUACUUUUGAGUUUUCAUUUUAACAUUUAGAUCACAUGGAGUAUGGCCCCCUUGGAUUCUUAUUUUUAAGUUGCUUUUGAUGUGCAUAAGGGUUGUUCGCCAGACCAGGGAGAAACAGAACUUUGAAAACAUAGGCUGCUGUGUUGGGGCCACAGGUGACAAGUUAAAGAUUUUUAUAAAACCCUCCCUUCAAAAUUAGAAUCAGGAGCACUCUAAAAUGAAAGUGCCUGUGACUCACCUCACACCAAGAAUCUUGCCUAACCCUGUCAGAGUGCCUAAUCUUGUGGUGAUUAUGUACAGUGAAAUAGUCUUAUUUUGUGCUCUUUGGGUUUUCUUAAAGGAAAGCUUGUUUUCUUUCCUUUUUCAUUACAGAGGUAUGUCGUUGGUUCUUAAACUGUCUAAAAUAAAGCUAUAAAAAAUAACCAGA